Messenger RNA from Xyrauchen texanus (razorback sucker), 7147 nucleotides. Its product is annotated as centrosomal protein of 131 kDa-like. NCBI's taxonomy places the organism in Eukaryota, Metazoa, Chordata, Actinopteri, Cypriniformes, Catostomidae. Gene Ontology annotation, cellular component: centriolar satellite. The record is from RefSeq and is a predicted model, not a curated record. Bases 133 to 3435 code for a protein of 1100 amino acids. Gene Ontology annotation, molecular function: protein binding. The transcript has 27 exons. Gene Ontology annotation, biological process: intraciliary transport involved in cilium assembly; cilium assembly; regulation of centrosome duplication.
UGAGAAGAUGUUGUGCUGAGAAGUUGGAGACAGAUGAGAAAUCACUGUCAGACGCUGCAAACGGGAAUUAUCACGCUCUUAUUUGAAUAAAGACAGUUUCUUUAUCCGAUGUGGACAAUUUAGAGAAGAAGAAUGCAUACAACUCGCAGUCCAUCCGCAUCCAUCCAGGCAGGACCGGUAGGAGACGUACUGGACCUCAGCUUGACCAGCUCUCAGCUUUUGAUGGCUCACAGACCCAACAGUGCUUCCCCUGGAAAGCACUUCUCUCGGUCCAUAUCUGUGUCCGUGGCCAGUGAGGGACGGGGAAAACGGAACACGUUUACUGAUGCUGGAUUGGGAAGCUCACGAGCAAUUAAAAACCUGCGUCGGUCCAACAGCACCACACAGGUGAACCAGCAGGCCAACACAAGCUCCAGUGAAGGCCACACAGAAGACUUCCUGGCUCUGUUCAACAGCAGCACUGAUGGACGCAGGAAACUGGCCAGCCUCACCAAGUCCUCCAAAGACCAUACUACCUGGAACAUCCUGGAUGACCAGCCAAGAGUGUUUCCUGUGCCCAGCAGCUCUCAUAGUACCUGCAGUAUGGAUUCUUCUACAGGACUGAAGAAGAGGGAAGCCGGGGUCUAUCUUGCUGCCAACUUCACUGCUAACAACAGGAGCAAUAAAGCAGCUGUGGGGAACUCUGUGACCCCCAUACUUCAUAACAACCACUCAGAGAAGCCCCUUACUCCCAAGAGCUCCAAUCAGAAGCCCUCCUUCAAUAACAUCAUCAAAGCCACGGUAAAUGAUGAUGUGACACUAGACAUGAACGGUUCUCUCACUAAGUCCCAGAAGAACUUCUCCUCGGCAUCAUCAGGCUCCAAUAACAAUGCUUCCCCUAGCCCCCGAAGCCCAAGUCAGCUGCGCAGACGAGAGGUGACUGAAGAAGAGGCAGAGAGGUUUGUUCAACAAGUGAACCAUGCUGCUAUUACCAUCCAGCGUUGGUAUCGUCGCCAUGCCAACAGAAAGCAAGCCAAUGAGGAUAAAAUCAAACUACUCCCAUCCAAAAAGAAGGAAAGAGGGCAAAGAGCAGAGGAUAAGAAUGACAAUCGUAGACGAAUCAGAGAGGAGAAAGCUCGUCUAGCUCGACUUACAGCAAUACAGGAGCUUCAGCAGAAAAGAGCACAACGUGCUACAGAGGUACAGCAGAUUGCAGAGGAUGAGAUAGAGACACUGAGGCAUGCUAAGAAAGUAGAGCGUAAAAAACCCACCAAGAGUUCACCCACUUCUCCCACUGACGUCAAGGCGAAGAACACAGAUUCUAAUGUGAACAUUGUGUCUGAUCUGGAUGAUGUGACAAAUCUGAGGGCUGCAUCACCAGCUGACUCUGUAAGCAGAGGCUCUCAGUGUUCUCAGGAGAUCCUACAGAGGUCUGUGAGUGUGGAGGACCAGCGACAGGGGGCGCCAUCGAGCAGGGCUCAGUCGAAAACCACAAUGAAUGACUUGCUGGACACGCUGAAGCUCUUAGAAGAAGAUCCGGACAGACUCUUGGAGCCCAAGAGCUACAGGAAGGAUAAGUACGCGUGGAUUGAUGAGGACGGAGACUCCAUCUCCCUGACGACUGAUAACGUGGAACGGCACAGGCAGUUGAGUCAGACUCCUGCACUUCCAGAUGGCCCCGCCUUGCUGUCAGAGGCCAAACUGCAGAGCAUCAUGAGCUUCCUGGAUGAGAUGGAGCAAUCAGAGCAGGAUAGACCACGCUCGGUCACCUCUGGCUCACACAGAGAGGUGGUGUUAUCAGAGGACGAUCUUGCAGUUGUAGAACAAGCGUCAGCCACGGCAGCUGAGGUUACUGGUUCCAUGAUGAGACUCAAACUGGAGCUGGAAGAGAAGAAACGCACCGUCAAUAUGCUACAGACAUCACUGGCCCAGCAGAGGGAGCUAACAAUUCGGCAUGUGAAGGAGACCGAGAAGGAUCUCAAUUAUAAUUUCCAGCUACAGAAACAGCAGUAUGAAGCUACGAUACAAAGACAUCUGACAUUUAUUGACCAGCUGAUUGAUGAUAAAAAAGCCUUGACUGAAAGCUGUGAGGAGGUGGUUGGACAACUGAAGCAGGUGGAUCAAAAGUACACUAAGAAGAUCACACAGAUGCAGGAGCAACAUGAAUUGGUGUGGCAAAUUCUGGGUCCCAUGUGCGAGGAGAUAAAGAAGCUGAAAGAGUUGAUGAGUGCCACAGAGAAGAUCCGCAGGGAGAAAUGGAUCGAUGAGAAGUCCAAAAAGAUCAAGGAGAUCACAGUCAAAGGUCUGGAGCCAGAGAUUCAGAAGCUGAUCUCCAAACACAAAUUAGAGCUGAAGAAACUUCGAGUUCUUCAUGAGGCAGAACUUCUUCAGGCAGACGAGAGGGCUGCCCAACGCUACGUCAGGCAGAGUGAGGAACUACGACAGCAGUUGGAGAAAGAAAGUGAUGAACAGUGCCAGAAGGAGAGAGAACUGGCCAAGCAGAGGUAUGAGAAACAGCUGCAGGAAGAGGAGAACACACUGCAGCAGCAGAGGAGACGACUCUAUAAGGACGUUUUGGAGGAGAAAGAACGACUUGCACAGAUAGCAGCAAGGCAGCGUGCUGAGUUGGAGGACUUAAGAAAGCAGCUGGAGGAGAACAGCUCUCUAGCUGGAAGAGCACUUCGAGAAGAGCUGGAGAAGGGCAGAGAAGAGCAGGAGAGGCGACACCAUGUUGAAGUAAAGGCCCUCAAGGAAAGACUUGAGAUUGAGAAACAGACAUGGGAAGAAAACUAUAUGAAAAAAGAGGAAGCAUGGCUGCUGAGCAGAGAGAGGGAGCUGAAAGAGGAAGUGCGUAGAGGGAGAGACAAAGAGAUCGAGCUGGCCAUUCAGAGACUAGAGGAGGAGACCAGAGGGGUGAGAGAGGAGUGUGAGAGAGCAGCAGACAACCGGAUAAAUCGCUUGAGGGAGAAAUAUGAGACUGAGCUCCGAGAUCUGGAGCGUUCAGAGCGGGCGAUGCUGCAGAAACAGCAGGAAAUGAGAGCGAAACAGAGUGAGAUGGAGGGUGAACUCCUUCGCAUACGGUCACUCCUACGACAGAGAGAGCAUGAAAUAAGCGACCUCACCCAGUCACGUGACAAGUUGUCAGAGGAGCGCCGCAGCCUUGCUGAGGUGAUCCGGCAGGAGUUUGCUGAGCGAAUGGUUGAGAUGGAGGAAGAAAACAGGAGGAUUAAGAUGGAGGUCUCGGAAGCCAAGGCACGACUUCGCUUGGAGGUGGAGGGAGUGACCAGGGAGAAAGAAGAGGAGCUUACAGAGGUGCACCAGAGAGUGAAGUCCGCUAUUUUGAAGAAGGAAGAAACUGUUAAUAACCUGCGGAAGCAACAUGAGGCUGCAUUGAAGAGAGCAGAUCAUCUUGAGUCUUUGUUGGAACAGCAGAGAAAACAGCUGCUAGGGAAAUGAUUGGCAUGUUCGUGGCACCGGCCCCCGAGAGCUCCUCCCCCCACCACCCCUUCCCCUCUAUCAUACCGUCCUCCUGCACAAAAAUCAUUCUCUUAUCUAUAUUCUUGUCUGGUUUCUUUUUUCUCCUUUUGGUCAUUUGGAUGAUUUGAUGGAUUCUGGAUGGAUUCUUGAAAGAAGGGUGGAUUGUUCCUCCAGAUAUCUCAUCCAGGAUGGCAAACUUUGGCAUUCCCAGGGGAACGGUGCAAGAAAUGAGGCAGGAAUUGCAUCUUCUGUUUGGAUUCCUGGAGAGACUUUUGUGCAUCUCUCUUGCCUGAAUAUGACCAAAUUACAGGCUCCUCUUAACAUUAUACACAGGCAAACAAACACUAGUGUGUGUGUGGACGAAUCUCACAAAACCUGUCAAGAAUAUCUUUGGGUCUCCCCAAAAUAAAAAUACAUAAGAAAUAAAAAAUGACAUUUCGCAUAAGAAAAAGAAGCCUAAGUUUAGGAGCAUUAAGAUUUUCUGCAUUCUGGCAUUAUUUUUAUGACAGUUAAGCAGUUACUGUGAUGAGAAAAAAAUAUUUUUUUUAAAUGUAAAGUAUUUAUAUGUGAAUUUACCUUUUUAAUUUAUUUUCAAAAAAAAAAAACAUACUCAUUUAUUUUGUACCGUAAUGACAUUUUGAAGGGGAAAUGUGCUUAAUUGUCAUUUUAACAUUUUGUCAAUUAUGUUGGAAUGGAACUUUUAAUGGUCCUAAAUAUAAGCUUCAUUUUCUUUUGGCAAAAUGGAAAUUGUUUAUUUUUUCUUGUUUUUUUUUUUUUUUGGAUGUGUUUUGGGGGGGGGGUGGAAAACCUCUUUGCUGGGAACAAAGGCAUCCAUAGAAAGCUCUUCCAGAUGUUUAUGUGACUACAUCCCCACUUCCCUUUUCUCUCUUGAGCUUAAGAGGAAAAAGGGUGGAGAUUCCAGUGGACAAGAGAAGUAGAAAUCUCAUUCCCGAUAAGAUAACCCUUUAAAGAGGAGAGCUCUUACCAUCUACAAACACGCAUGCAAUUACACACACACUCCCCUCGCCUUUUGUGUGCUGCAUACAGAUGCCUUUUGUCCUGAUGCCCCUCAGGUCUAUCUCUAAACUACAGGAGAUGUCCUAGAAGCCCCCAGGACUCCUAAACAUGCUCACACACAGCCCAUAGUGAAGCCCAUCUCUUUCAGAUGUCACAGAAUGAUGGUAGCAUAUGUAUCGGAUGGACGUUUUAGAAUGUUUGUUGACAGAAUGUAGAUGGAAAAGAUAAGUUUGGAAGGCCUUUGUAGAGUGAUGGGGACCGACAAUAGAUUGAGCAGCUGUCGCGGUAAAUGUUUGCUCGUACCAAAAUGAGAGUCCUGAUUGAGGUUCAGUUGAGAUGGACGUAGAAAGUUGGAUAGUGAUAAUUUUAUGUGGAUGGAUAAUGAGAGAAAAAUAGUAAUGUUUGUGCUCAUGACAACUCUGAAUAAUUCAUACGAUGGAAAAAAUCGUAAGAUAUCAAACGACUUGGCUCGCACAAAAAGGUGCAACUUGUAUUCCCAAACAGACCAACCGAUCAACAAACAUAAUUUCAAUUGUAUGCAAUUGUAUUUUUGUAUGCAAUUCAAAUGACUUCUGUCAAUAACCUGUAAUAUGUGUCCUCUGUUUUGUUGCAAACAUGUUUUUUCUGUGGUACACCGUUAUUUUCCGAUUAAAAUCAUGAUUAGUUUAGGUGAGAAGUUAUACUUCAUUGUUAGAUUUAAGUUUGGGUUAGGGGUUAAACUUAGGAAAAAUUGUGAAAACCAUUCGUUGCUUCUGGGUUUUUUUUCUCAUUGGAAUUAUAAGUCGCAAGUUUUUCUACAAGCCAACUUGUAAGAUUUCGCCAUCUUUAAAUGAAUAUUACGACUUUUCAUGAGACCUAGUUGGCUGGACUGGGAACGAUGGGGCAUACUUUGACUUUGAGAAUAGGUCAAAAUCCUAGUUGGUCAUGUAACAACAUUCUUAACUACCAGUCAGAUUUUAGGGAUAUGGAAAAGGGUGGGGUUAGGCUUACAAUGUGUCCUAACCAGGAACGACAUGGUAUUGCAACAACUGAUAAAAGCUAUUGCUUCCUUUUGUGAAAUCUGAGUUUUUGUUCUAACCGGCUGUGGCCGUAGGACAUUUUUGUUGAUUUUAUUGGUUAGCCUGUGAUUUGUGUCUCAUUGCACAUUUUCACGUUCAGUGUGGACAAACUCUUGUCUCUUGACCAUUUGGUGCAUUGUGCCUAUUUAGGACACAGUGUUUGGGGAUGACUUAACAUUGUUAACUCAUAUUUAGGGGUAGUUCAUGGUUAGAUUAGGGAUUGGACCGAUUAUUUGACGGGAAUUUUGUUCGAGGACAAACACGUUUUUUUAUACAGAACUAAAAACCUGUUCAUCUGGGGGAGACAUAGUAUGGCUGGUAUUCAUGCUGUGGUUUAAGACAACCAAAAGCCUUCCAAUUUCUCUCCCUCUCUUUGCAAUGUAUACCAAGCGGACUACCCUAGAGAGCCGAGACAAAUGCAAUAGAGCAGAAUUUGGGGAGGAGUUUCAAAACACUCACUGGUCUUCAUUGUUUCUUGUUAUAAAGUCCCUUCUGUUUCAACUUCCCCAUUUCUCAUUUAACAUGACUUUUGGGUCAACAAGUAUGUAUCACACAAAAACAUACAAAAGACCAUUAAUAUGAUAAGAAAUUGUAGAACACAUUUUACAGUGUAGCUCCAGUUUGCUUUAAGGUUCAGGUCAUUUCUGUGCCACUAGUGGCAGCAACAAUAAUGACUGUUUCUAAACAGGCCUCCUCAGCCAGAGUUUUUAAAAGCUAAUUUAUAAGACCGGAAAAUACCAUUUGUUUCUCUUGUAAUGGGCCUUUCUGAACAGAGCAAUUUCAAGAAAUUUCUUUUGAGUGAAUGAUUAAAGAGCAACAUAUUAAAGAAAAGCAUUUUAUCUUGCCCUGUUAUCACUUCAGGUCUUGUGUCCAUGGAUACCUUCUUAAAUACUUUUAUUAAAAAAAUUAAAUCUGAUUUCAAGAAGAUCAGGUUUCUCAUUUUAGGGCAAAGAGGGGAAGCCUGUGAAGCCAAAAGCUUGCUGCCUACAAAGCCCUUGAAUUCACAGGAGACCAAUUUCAGUAUCAGGCUGUUAUGUGGCUCAAGUAAUAAGAUAUAUUAUUGUCACGGUGUCAGUAAAGCAUAAUAAACGUAAUUUCAUGACUCCGCUAUUGAUAUCACACUUGCAUGUGUGUACUUUAUGUGCAUCCAAGGUCAGUUGGAUACCUUUUAUUAGGACCCCAGUGUGAGGUUCAUGAUGUUUAAAACAUUCUGAGAAUGUUUCAAAUGCAUUGUGAGAAGGUUAGAAGUCAGUUUUGGCAGCAUAUGCUGCUCCUUGGCUGUCUUUCUCACUUUGGAUGACAGCAUGGUUGGCAUGGCCUGUGCGUCAUUCCUGCCAAUGAACCCUUCUUUCUGUGUGUGGCCAAGCGCCGGUCGCCAUUUUGCUCUGGCCUUUUGUAAAUGAUCUUAAAAACACUACUUUUAUUAUCUUCAUUAAUGUCACUUAAGUUUGAGGAUCAUUUAGCCUUCAAACCACUCUCCCUUUUCCUCCUAUUUUUAUUUGAUUUUAAGUUGCUUGUUUUUGCACGUAGCUCUUAAUUCACCUCUUUUACCCACUUCCUGUACUUUGUUUGUUUAGAUUAAUAGCUGUGUUUUCCAAAAAUGAAGAACUGUUGAA